Messenger RNA from Hordeum vulgare subsp. vulgare (domesticated barley), 904 nucleotides. Its product is annotated as MFP1 attachment factor 1-like. The record is from RefSeq and is a predicted model, not a curated record. Gene Ontology annotation, biological process: mitotic cell cycle; lateral root development. The transcript has a single exon. Lineage: Eukaryota; Viridiplantae; Streptophyta; Magnoliopsida; Poales; Poaceae. The coding region runs from base 92 to 586 and encodes 164 amino acids.
CCAAGUCUCCAACCCACCCCACAGACCAGAAGCACAGCUCGCUCUCCUCCCACUCCACGCCACAGAUCUCUCCCUCUCUGCUCUCCACACCAUGGCCGAGGACGCCCCCAACGCCGGCGCCGAGGGCGUCCACCCCGCGCCCACCGAAGCCUCCGCCGACGCCGCUACCCCUCCGGCGUCGGCAGAGAAGGCCUCGCCGGAGACGCUGCUCCCGUCGCUCAGCAUCUGGCCGCCGUCGCAGCGCACGCGCGACGCCGUUGUGCGGCGCGUCGUGCAGACCCUGUCCGCGCCCAGCGUCCUCUCCCAGCGCUACGGCGCCAUCCCGGAGCCGGAGGCCGAGGCCGCCGCCGCCGAAGUCGAGGCCGAGGCCUUCGCGGCCGCAUCGGAGUCAGCCGCCGCCUCCCCAGCCUCCCUGGAGGAAGGGAUCGAGGUCCUCCAGGCGUACUCCAAGGAGGUCAGCCGCCGCCUCCUCGAGCUCGCCAAGUCGCGCGCCACUGCCACCGCCGCUGCAGGGACCCCUGCGGAGCCGAGCGCUGAAGAGUCUGAGGGUUCGUCGGCGACUGCUCCGCCCCCAACGGAGGAGUAAGGUGCUAGCUCCGAGCUUUGAUCCACUAAGAUGUGCUGCUAUUUUGGCAUUUCGUUGGAGAUUAUCUAUUGUUACUACUACUUCUACUACUACUACUUUACUAGAGAUGCCUAUGAGAUGGGGAAUUGAUGUUUGUUUCAUGAACCUGGUACCUUGCUACAAACUUUAAGCCAUAUCAGCCUAUCAGGGGUGCAUCAUUGUCCUUAAGGUGUGCAUGAAUGAUUCAUCAGGUCAUCUGUAACGCCUGCAGUAGAUUGCAAGCAGAUUGUACCAAUGAAUAUUUGUACUAAUGGUGCUAAUUGUAUGCUUGUUCCUUCA